This is a messenger RNA of Numida meleagris (helmeted guineafowl), 3640 nucleotides long. It is a transcript of the gene TMEM41B, whose product is annotated as transmembrane protein 41B. Lineage: Eukaryota; Metazoa; Chordata; Aves; Galliformes; Numididae. Bases 150 to 962 code for a protein of 270 amino acids. Gene Ontology annotation, cellular component: endoplasmic reticulum membrane. The transcript has 7 exons. The record is from RefSeq and is a predicted model, not a curated record.
GCGGCGCAUGCGCCGUGCGGCGCUGAGGCGGGAGCGCGACCCGGUGGGGUGAGGAGGAGCGGCCCGGGCCCGCCUUCUUCCUCCAGCAUCCCGGUUGGCAGCGAGGCCUGCGCCGGGCCCGAUCCGCCGGGCGCGAGGGGCGCGGAGCCAUGGCGCAGCGGCGAGCGGCGGCGGCGGAGAGCGCCCGGCAGCAGCGGCUUCUGGAAGGAAAAGCUCAGGCAGAAGGUGGAUCAGCUCGAACGUCUCUUCUUAUUUUGGUGUCCGUCUUCACAAUAGCUGCUUUCCUUAUGUUUCUGGUAUAUAAAAAUUUCCCACAACUUAAUGAAGAAGAAGGAAAAUGUAUAAAGAUUCCAAGAGAUAUGGAUGAUGCAAAGGCCUUGGGAAAAGUCCUGUCCAAAUACAAGGACACAUUUUAUGUUCAAGUAUUAGUGGCUUAUUUUGCCACGUAUGUUUUCUUGCAAACGUUUGCUAUUCCUGGCUCUAUAUUUCUUAGUAUCCUGUCAGGGUUUCUUUAUCCCUUUCCACUGGCCUUAUUUCUUGUUUGUCUGUGCUCGGGACUUGGAGCUUCGUUCUGCUAUAUGCUUUCAUACUUAGUGGGACGACCUGUUGUAUACAAAUACUUAACGGAAAAAGCAGUGAAGUGGUCAGAACAGGUUGAGCGUCACAGAGAACACCUCAUUAACUACAUAAUAUUUUUGAGAAUAACACCAUUUCUUCCUAAUUGGUUUAUCAAUAUAACAUCUCCUGUAAUAAAUGUGCCAUUAAAAGUAUUUUUCAUUGGCACUUUUCUAGGUGUGGCACCGCCAUCUUUUGUAGCCAUUAAGGCAGGAACAACACUAUACCAACUUACAACAGCAGGGGAAGCUGUUUCCUGGAACUCUCUUUUUGUUCUCAUGAUUCUAGCUAUCCUCUCCAUCCUACCAGCUCUCUUCCAGAAGAAACUGAAACAGAAGUUUGAAUAAUGAUCAAACUGGACCCAAAUUUCUCAUAUUUCAUCUCAGGAUUGGCACUUCUGAUAUUUGUAUAUUUGCUUUUCUGUUGGCUCAUAAGCAUUUUAAAGGGAAGUUUGUGAUGGUAGGAAUGUCUUUAAAUGAACGCAUGGCCUGGGAGAACUAUGUUCAGAAAUGUACUGCGGACAGUUUUAAACCAAACCGCCAGUGUUUUGCUUUGGGGAGUGAGGGUGGUGUGUGUGUCCCUCAGGAAGAGGGAAGUGAAAACAGAUGUUUUGCUCUGAUAAUAUGCAGAGCAGAAGUUGUAAUGUAGACAUGAGCUACAGACUGCUUUCCAAAACUUGCAAGAAGGGGAAAAAAAAAAAUCCUUAAUGAUCUGGUCAGAUUUUGUAACGUUCUCAGCAUCUCUGUAGCCUUAAGUGUGAUCUGAUCUGAGCACCCUUCUCAUCAACGAUAUUUUUUUUCCUUCUGGAGUUCCAAAAUAAUAGCAUAAUAUAAUAACGGUGCUCGCUCAAACUUUUCUAUCUAGUCAUUUAACUACAAUAACACAUUCAUCCCGAUUGUUUACUUCUAUUAGUGCUAUAUGGAUUUAAAUACUUGAACCUACAUCUGCUUGACUAACUGGAUUAACAAAGGCAGAGUAUCAGAUCAUUCUGUCUCAUAUUCUAAACUUGUUUGCUGGGAGAACAUGUAAGAGAGCAGGCUAGAAUUCUUACUGUGCCCAGCUGAUCUUGAAGUUCUAAUACAACUUUUUAAAUGUUCAUCUUGCCAAUAUUUCACUUGCAUACAUUUAUCCUGCAAAUUCAAUAAAAUGAUCAUAUUUAUAUAAAACUUUAAUUUCAAGUGAAUUAAGAAUGUAUAACUUGAGUAUGCUACUAACAUUUCUCAAGCGUUAUACAAAUAAUAUACAAUUUUUCAUUGUAGCUCACUUGGUACGUAAAUUGGUGCAGUUCUUGUAAAAUAGCUGGUUCCAAAUACUGUUCAAAGCAUCGAGUGACAGAAGAUGGUGAACAUACAUAAAAUUAAAAGGAUGAUUCCAUUUUCUGGAAAGUCAGUAACUGGCGAUGGACAACCAGCUACAAUUCGUCUUUAAAAAUAUGCAUAUGUAUUCACUAAAUAAGGUAUGUGAUACCUCGCCUUGUAUGGUUAUAGCUGUUGUAGUCUGUUGUAUUGUCAGUGGAAGCCUGUAAAUGAGGCCCUGAUCAGCAAGGAACUUGGGUGCGUGUUUAAGUUUAUCCUACUGAAACCAGUGCUGCUUAUAGGCUUUAAGUUUCUGCCCCUGAAGUACCUUGCUGAAACUCGAGUUGGCAUGUUAGCAUACGCUCCAGUUCAAGGAUUUGCUUGUCUAUAUCCUCAUGUUAACUCAUACAACAGAUCAUUUGAGAUGUAAGAGAAUAGUUCCGUAAUGCGAUUAUGUGAAAGGUACUGGUACCUUUUUAAAGAAUUUUGUUCUUUUUGUAACAUAAUGUUGAUUGACUCCAUUUUAUUGCAGUAUUACAUGUAAAUAUAUAGUAAAUACUGAUGAACUAUUUCUGUCUUUAUUUAAAUCUGGGUUUUAUAUAGGUAAAAACUCGUUUAACUUCUGUUUACAAAUCUGUUGUAAGCAUUUAGUUUCAGGAAUCGUUUUCUUAUUUAGGAUUUACUCUAGAAGUAUACUUUAUUGUCAUUUCAAACUUAACAACGAUUUUUUUUAAAUUGCUGUGAUUCUAAUCUCAGAGCAAUCUACCUAGAGGAUUUAUUCCAUAAUACAUAUUAGCUGUUGUGAGCCAAGUGCCCGCUGGACUACUGAGUGUGAAAUAGCUAUAGAUUUACAGCCCGUUCAUCUGCAUAGUUAAUUUUUCAUGCAGCUUAACUCAGAAUAAAUUAGAUGCUGCCCAGUGGCUUUUCGGAAAUUGCCUCAAUUUUUGUCAGUAGCAGAUGCUGUUGUAGAAUUCCUUCAACACUAUAUAAAAAUAACGUUUUGAUGGAGCCUUGACACUAAAGAAGGAAUGAACUUUUUUUCGUAUGAAUCAUGCUAUCGCUUGACACUUCUAUUGAGUUAUGUUUCACUGUAGAUGGGAUCAGGCUACAAUACUGAAAAACCUGUUUUGAUUGUAGGCUAAGUUCCCAACACAGUGGCUAAAAGCCUUUAAACCUUAAAAAGGAUGAAAAUAAGGUUAUUUACAUUUGUAAAACCUUAGCUUUUUUUUUUUUUUUUAAACCUACCCCUUCCAUGUUUACCUUCAGCUUCCAGUGGCCUCAGGCAAUUCCCUAUCCAAUGAGGACUACUGAAGUAGUUGUGAAAAGGGCAAAGAAGUGCUGUGUUGUGGAAUAAGGUACCAGCCUGGUCUUUGUGGAAUCCAGCCAGUAGUCUGAGAGAUAGCCAUAGCAUCUGCCAUGAAGCAAACUGGCAAAUCGGGAAGGUAUAGUUGAGUUAAACUACGAACAAAUUUGAGGUGACCUGACUUUGACCUGUUUAUCUUCUGGAUUUUUUUGUAAACUAUACCUGCAUGACAUCCUUACUAAAUGCCUCUCACCAUUUGAUAAUAAAGCUAUUAUAUUAAAUUUGAAAUACUGUAUUUUUUGAGUAUGAUGAAAUAUGCUGAACUUUCCACUAAUCUUAAUUUUUAAUUAACCUAUUUAAAAGGGGUGAGUUGUUUUGAAGUGAUAUUUUUUUAAUGACUUAAAAAAUUAAACUGAACUGAUGAUCA